Molecule: messenger RNA, 1380 nt
Organism: Aspergillus tanneri
Lineage: Eukaryota; Fungi; Ascomycota; Eurotiomycetes; Eurotiales; Aspergillaceae
Gene: ALG1
Product: chitobiosyldiphosphodolichol beta-1,4 mannosyltransferase
Exons: 3
Coding region: 1-1380 (459 amino acids)
Cellular component (GO): endoplasmic reticulum
Molecular function (GO): mannosyltransferase activity
Source: RefSeq, a predicted model, not a curated record
AUGAUCGAAGACAUAAUUAGUUUCGCGUGUUACGUGUCAACCGCGCUCACCUUAUUUAUCUUACUUCUACCUUCGCAAUAUGAACAUGUGUCCAUUAGGCGGGAGCCUCCCCUCGACCCCACAACCUCUGUCCAAAUUCUGGUACUCGGGGAUAUCGGGCGCAGUCCGCGCAUGCAAUAUCAUGCUCUCAGCAUCGCUAAAGGGGGUGGCCGAGUGGAACUAAUCGGGUAUCAAGAGUCGGAAGUUCAUCCCGAUAUUACCUCUGAUCCGAGGAUAUCGAUCGUUGCCUUACCGUCCCAUCCGGCCUUUUUGGAGACAAGCAAUAAGCUCCUAUUUCUAAUUCUGGGCCCGCUGAAGGUCCUUUUUCAGAUAGUUUGUCUAUGGUGGGCGUUGGCUUAUCGUACCAAACCAGUGAAAUGGUUGCUUCUUCAGAACCCUCCCUCCAUACCGUGCCUCGCGAUCGCAUCCGUUACCUGCUUUUUACGAAACACGGGUCUAGUUAUUGAUUGGCACAACUUUGGAUAUUCCAUCCUAGCCCUUAAACUCGGAGACAACCACCCGCUGGUAAAACUUUCGAAGUGGUACGAAAAGACAUUCUGCAAAUACGCCACAGCGCAUUUAUGCGUCACUAGAGCCAUGGCUUCUGUUUUGAAGGGCAAGUUCAAGUUAAAGGCCCCCGUUCUUCCGUUGCACGAUCGGCCAGCAAGCCACCUACAGCCCAUUUUGGACGGAAAACUUCGAGAAGAGUUUCUCCUAUCACUGCCAGAAACAUCCUCUGUCCGACCAUUGAUAAAGUCGGAGGAACUCCGAGUCCUAGUUAGUUCAACUUCCUGGACACCGGAUGAGGACUUCUCGGUACUUAUUGAUGCCUUGUGUCGAUAUUCAGAAAUCGCAACCACCACAAUGCCUCAGUUACCCACAGUCAUGGCUAUCAUAACUGGCAAAGGCCCGCAAAAGGAAAUGUAUAUGAAACGAAUCUCCGAGCUUAAGAAAGCCGGCAGGCUACAAAAGGUCACCAUUCAUACAGCCUGGCUCAGCACGGAGAGUUAUGCUCGCCUCUUGGCGUCCGCGUCAUUGGGUGUUAGUUUGCAUACCAGCAGUAGCGGCGUUGAUUUUCCCAUGAAAGUCGUAGAUAUGUUUGGGGCUGGUUUACCGGUCGUUGGCUGGGAUCGUUAUGAAGCAUGGCCCGAGCUGGUGACCGAAGGUGUUAACGGGCAAGGGUUUGGAAGCUCAGAAGAACUUGCUGAACUGCUUGUUGAUCUCUUUCGUGAGCCAAGUAACCUCGAGAAGCUCCGCGCUGGUGCUCACAAGGAAAGCACACGCCGCUGGGAGGAUGAAUGGAAUCCUGUAGCAGGAAAGCUAUUUGGAUUGACACAGUAG